Messenger RNA from Linum trigynum, 1412 nucleotides. Lineage: Eukaryota; Viridiplantae; Streptophyta; Magnoliopsida; Malpighiales; Linaceae. The record is from the annotation of a GenBank genome assembly.
CACAUACAAACUGGAAGGGAAAUGUCGCCAAGGAGGAUCUGAAAUAGAUGUGGUGUUUAAGCAUGAAGCAGCUCUGUCGCUUAUUCGUAAGUCACCGUCAUAUUAUCAGUUUCUGAAGAAGGACCAAAUCAUCGAAUUGAUCGCAAAGAACUGUAACAAAAAAUUUGCUGCGGAAUUGACCGUCGCAUGGAAAAAAAAGUGGGGGACAGUGAUUCAGACAUGCAACCAAAAGCGACAGUGCUCACCCUGUGGGAUCGAUCAGCAUUCGAGAAAUGAUGUUGUUCUUCGAAGCUUGCCAUUUUGAUAUCGUGCAAACCACAAAGGCACGAAACUUCUGAAAACAUUUUGUCCUGCUGUUUUCCGAAUCUUCAGUCUCCGCCAUGGAACUUUUAUUAAUUUAGUAGAUACAUCGUGGAAAACUUGGCCACACUCCUAACAACAUUCAUGUUUAUUCUGCAAACCCAGUCAAUCUUUUGCAUAAUGACCGCAGUUUUUAUGUUUAUGACAACAUUUAUGUCUAUAUUUAGAACAUAACGAUUAUGGUUAUAGAUUAUAUUAAAUCCCAUUUAAAUUAUGACAGAAAUAGUAUCCCGCAGCGGAGCGCGGGCUGAAUCCUAGUUAAUAAUAAAAAGUAAAGGGCCCGGCCAACGGCCGGAAGAAAGCUAGUCUAUAUUUAAAACGAAAAAAAUUGAAACUCACCGCCACCGUGGAUUCAUCUGGUUCUCCACGGAGCAGAUCCCGAAGCCAAGAAGGAAGCGUAAAGAGGAGAGGGCGGGAAUGGGGAAACCCCUCACUCUGGUUCAAACUGUUGCCACCGCAGGAGUCUUCUCCGCCAUUUCUUUCUGGUACGGGUUUCAUGUUCGGAAGAGAAUCGGCCCGCAAAGAGCUAGGCAACUUGAUCGACGAACUACGCCGCGGCGGCGAUUCCUCCUCCUCCGGUCCUCCUCAGAAUUUUUGAUCUUGCUGGGAACAUCGACGGUGACUAGGAUCAGCUCGCAUAUAGCUUUGCUACUGGAUCGAGAAUCUCCGCUAGCAAUGGUUCCUCCUCCGCAGCCCGCUUCAUUCUCCUCCAUGUUCGGAACUGGUACGCUUCCGCUUGCUCUCUAUGACAUAUAGAAAGUAGUAAAACUUCCAUUGAUAAUAUCUCAAGUUAGAGAACUCGGUUUGUGGAUGAAUUAGCUUCUUGUCUGAUUGUGGGGAAAUCUAUGGCAUUGAGAACUUCUCGAGAUAUAGGGAAGUUUUGGUGGCUGAGUUACUUAAGAAUUGAGUUCAGCAUCGAGUCUGCCAGAAUUGUUUGUGAGAAUGCUCUAGCUUUAGCAUAGACUGAUGAACAUCAGUUGAUAAGGAGUUAUAUUAGUAUCCUGCUUGUCUCAUCAUUUCAUUCAAAGUCUGGAUAAACAUGCCAGGAGUAC